Plasmodium malariae is the source of this 10143-nucleotide messenger RNA. Its product is annotated as conserved Plasmodium protein, unknown function. The transcript is spliced from 9 exons. NCBI's taxonomy places the organism in Eukaryota, Apicomplexa, Aconoidasida, Haemosporida, Plasmodiidae. Gene Ontology annotation, biological process: establishment or maintenance of microtubule cytoskeleton polarity; microtubule polymerization; centrosome duplication. Gene Ontology annotation, molecular function: microtubule plus-end binding; microtubule plus end polymerase activity. The record is from RefSeq and is a predicted model, not a curated record. Gene Ontology annotation, cellular component: kinetochore; spindle pole; centrosome. The coding region runs from base 1 to 10143 and encodes 3380 amino acids.
AUGGAGCAAAGAAAGUUUUUAAGAAUUGGUAAAAGUGUUGUUCAUGGUCGCACUGGGCCCUUACGUGGGGACGCUGGAAAUGGGGAAGAAGAGGAAGGGAAAAAAAAAAAAAAAAAAGAUGAAUUGAAUUAUAAUGAGGGAGUCAACUACAAUCACAAUAGUGGCGCUAACAAUAACGGCAGCAAUAACAGUAGACAUAUUAGAGAAGAUAGAAAAAGAGAUUCGGUAAAAAUGAAUGAAAAUAAAGAGCCAGAUAAGGACAGUGGUGAAGAGAAUGCUUUAAAUAGUCAUUUUAAUAAAGACGAUAACGAGCAUAAUAGUAGUGACAUAUUUGAGCAGUUGCUCCAAAGGGAAUUAGCGAAAGGGUCAUUGGGGGGUGGUGUUGUGGAGAAAAACGUUACAAAGAUGAAGGAAAAUGCACUAAAGGGAGACCAUUCCAACAAAAAUGAUAGUGUCAGUAAUAGUGGCAAUAAUAGAGGCAAUAAUAAUGGCAAUAAUAGAGGCAAUAAUAAUGGCAAUAAUAGAGGCAAUAAUAAUGGCAACUGUGGCGAAAAUGAUAAGGGAGAUGGUGGUAACGCGGAGGAUGACCCCGAAAGCCUGUCGAAGAUAGACUUAGUGGAUAGAAUAAACAACACACAAGUAAAAUGUCGUAUGCAUGGAUACAAUGAAGUGUUAAAGUGCUUUAGUACCAAUGAUGAUAUUAACAGAAAAAUGGAAAUAGUAAAUACAAUUUUUAAAGAUGAAGAUUGUGUAUUGAAAUACUUAUCUGACAAUAACUUGAUAUGUCAAAUAAAAGCAGCCGAAAUGACAGAGGGUUAUUUAAAUGUGAUAAAAGAAAUAUAUUUUUACAAAUAUAAUGACGAGUAUGAAAGUGAAGAAGUGUUAAUUAAUUCUUUUGUAAAUGAAUAUAAAAAUAAAUUAUUUUGUACUUUUACAAAAAUAGUAAAUGUUUUAUGUGAAAAAAUAUUAACAAAUAAUAAAUCAUUUGAGAAUGGAUAUAAUAUAAUAUGUAAAAUAAUUGAGUAUUGUUCCAAUGAUAAAACAACAGCAAAUAUAUUAACCCUAUUAUGUGAACAUUUAAAUGGUAUAUAUUUAAAAGCAAAUAAAUCAGUAACUAAUAUAAAAGGGGUUAAGAUAAAAGUAAUUUCUUCAAUUCUGUUAUUAUUGUACAAAUUAUUAAGCUCAUUUAGGGCAAAUAUUAUAUGUGUCAAGACAAUAAAUAAAUAUUGCUUUAAAUUUAAUGAAAUGCUUGACAAAACUGUGAAAACAAAUUUUUAUUUACUAUAUAUAGAAAUGUUAUCACAAAUAAAAAAUGUUGAAUUUCAGAAUAGUAUUUUAAAUGACCUGAACAGUCAGCAGAAAAAUUACAUUACCAAAGAAUUGCAAAAAGAGGAAAAUAUAGAAGUUAGACAAACAACAGCUGUUUAUAACUACUUAAUAAAUCAGAGAAGUAAUGGAGAUCAUAUGGACGAUUAUUCAAAUAAUACAUUUGAUAUGAACACAAAUAAUUUAAUUGAUGAAACGGAUGUUUUUAAAGAAAUAUGUACAAAGCAAUGGGAAAGAAGAGUACUAGAAGGAUGUAUUGACAAAAGCGCUAGUGGAAAUAGUAACAGUACAAAUAAUAAUUCUUCUCUUAGUAAUGAAAACUUACUACCAUGGAAAAUAAAAGUAGAAGCAAUUAAUUUAUUGUAUGAUAAGAUAAAAUCAAAAUAUGCAAUAAAAAAAACUGCAUACAUUAGUACAAUAUUAAAUAUCAUUUCAAAAUUACUAAAAAACGAAUCAGCUUUACCAGUUGUAGUUUCAUCACUAAAAUUGCUUCAUAUAUUAAUUGAAAAAUUUGAAAAAGAUAUAUAUACGACGGUUAAAAAUUUUUCUUUUAUCUUAUGUUCAAAACUAAAGGAUUCAAAUAAACAAGUAUCCAGUGCUUGUAUGGAAUGUCUAACUAAAGCUAUUGCUAUAUAUAAUAUAGACAUAUUUAUUGAUGAUAUGUCAAAAAAUCUCAAGGAUAAAAAUAAUAACACAAGGAUGGUUACCCUUGAUUUUUUAAUAAAAGUAUUUGAUUAUAUUGAAAAAAAAAAUAUUCUUUCCAUUAUUGAAAUUUCGAAACAUCUAUUAAAUGAUACUGUUGCUAAUAUUAGAAAUGCCGCCUUUAAAAUGUACGCCCUUAUUAUAGCAAAUUAUGGUGAAACUGUGCAUCCCUCCUUUUUCGCUUCCGUGCCUUCCAACAAGAAGAAGUCUAUAUUUGCCUUAUGUGCCUCUUCCUCUAAAAAGAAUAACGUUAGUGCCAACGUUGGCAAUACUAGUGGAAAUGUUAGCGACAAUGUUAGCUGUAAUGUUAGCGGUAAUGUUAGCGGUAAUGUUAGCGGUAAUGUUAGCGGUAAUGUUAGCGGUAAUGUUAGCGGUAAUGUUAGUGGUAAUGUUAGCGGUAACGUUAGUGGAAACAUGAUCGACAACAGCAACCACCGCAGUGGAAAUAAUAACAAUGGUGAGGGGAAUGUACCACUGAAUGCGCACAAAAAGGAGCAGCAAUGGGGGGAUAAGGCCCCCCAUAAAGAGGGUAACAAUACGAGAGCUGACACCAACAAUAGCAUGAUGGUAAGCACAAUGCGAGACAGUGUUGAAGCAUGUUUACCCGAAAAUAUAACAAAAUUGCUGAUAUCGAAUAGCUAUUCUUCCAAAAUUGAAGCUUUGCAUUUACUAAGUGAAUGGGCAAAAGAGGAAGCAAACUUUAUGAGUAUUAAUUUAGAAAAUUUGGUACUUUUAAUUAAGAAAAACUGUUAUGAUUUUAAAGGAAAAUAUAAUCAAUUGAAUAGUGUUCUUUACGACUUUUUUAAUGAUUUUAUUGAUUUGUGUGACCAUUUUAAUAUUGUCCAUUUGAACAAUAAUACACAGUUUACGAAAAUUUUAACAAUUCUGAUAUGUUUAUAUUUGGAUAAAGCUACUGAUAAAAAAGAUGGAACUAUAUGCUUCAAUUUUUUAUAUAAAUGUUUUCAAUAUUUUGACAAUAAUAUGGUUAUUGAUUUACUCAUAAAAAAUAGUGACACGAAAAAUGCCAAGAAAUGUGAAGAGUGCAUUAAAAUAUUACAAAAAGUGUUUCUAACUAAAAAUACAAACUCGAAUGUAAAUAUAAAAAAUCUUAUUUAUUUUUUAAAAAAAUUUGUAGAUUCAAAAAAUACAAAUUUGAAAAAUGCAUCUAUUCUUAUGCUACAAAUAUUGUCUAAAAAUUUUGGUGAUAAAUAUGUCCUCUCUUAUUUAGAAGGUAUAGCAGAAAAUGUAAGGCAAGUGGUUAAAUUGAAAGAGGACGUGGAUAAGUUUGUGCAAAAACAAGGAAUUAUUGCAAAUUCCCUUGGGUCGUUUGUAAGAAAUGUGGACAAUAAAUACAGCAGCAGCGUGAGUAAUAAUGUCAAUAUGAGAGCAGUCGAAAAAGUAAAAAAGGAGGAAGUUCAGCUGGGCAACAUACACUCGAAUUUGCCCGAGGUAGAUGCUCAUUUGAAUACUCAGGUGAAUGCUAAAACGAAUAUUCAUUCGAAUUAUCAGACGAAUCAUUACGAGGUAGAGGAAAAAAAUGCCUACUUAAGUUACAGUGGAGAUAAUUUGUCUCCCUUUCAUGGAACCAACCCCAAUGAUCAAAAGAGAGUUCAUGAAGAUCUGACAAAAAUUAACUUGAAAUUAAGCGAUCCACUGGUGAAGGUACAGAAUAAUACCUUAAUAGAGGGUGAUUGUAGUGUUAACACCUUUUCGAUUUAUAAUAACACUAGAGGGGAUACAUAUCAAGAAAAGUUGACAAGGUUAGUAAUGAAAGAGGAGGAGCAGGAGGACAAUGUUAAACACUUUACGAAUAGAGAUCAAAGUACAGUUGAAAGUAGAACGAAAUUAUUAAGGACUAAGAAAGAACAGACCCAGAGUGAAUACAAAAGAGAUGAGGAGGAAGAGGAUGAGAAGAUGAUAAACAUAAGUGAUAUCAUUAAACAGUACGUCAUCCAUAUUAUGGAUGAAAAUGGAGCCACGUCAGACACCACAGCGGCAUGCAUAUCACUCAAUUCACAGAACAAUGGGAUGGGAAGUGCUCCGAACAAUGUCGCAAAUAACACAUCUAAUAAUACCUCGAAAAUUAUAAGCACGAUUGAAAAGAUAGGGAAAUAUUAUAUAAACCCCGAUAGACUGGACAUACUAAUUAAUCACAACAUGUUGCAUAAAAUAUAUAGCAGUAAUAAAAGUAAGUGCAUGCAAUUAUUGUACGUCCUUUUAUUUUCCUUAAGGGAAAACACAGAUAUAUAUGCCGACAUUUUGUUCGAAUUUGUAGUUAAAAUAAUUGACGAUGCAGAUAUAACCGUUGAGCAAAUAGAUAAGCUUCUGACUUGCAUGUGUAAGAACUUAGGAAUCUCAAAAUUUAUUAGUCAAAUAAACAGUUAUAUGUUAAGCGAAAAAUUGAGAAAUAUGAAAAAGGAGGGCGGAAGUAACAGUCAUAACAAUGGUAGCAGGAGUGACCUGGUUGGAGGUAAUAGCCAUCUCAUUAGCGGCAUUAACAAGCGGCCUUCUAAACGAAACAAGAUGCUAAUCGUUAUGAACAACAUCAACACAAAUCAUAUACUCCUAUUGAACGAAAAUGUUAUAAGAAAAAAGGUGCUAAAAUUUUACUUAGAUCUUUUUAUGGAUGAUAAUGAACAAGUCAGGGAAAAAUCAAGUAUUGUAUUAGAUCACAUUUACUCCAAAUAUGGAGGAAAUAUUUUUUUUAAUAUAUAUGAAAAACUAUCAGUUCAUAAGAAAGAAUGUUUACAUGAUAUAUUAAACCAAAUGAAAUCAAACAAGGAAGAAUUCUCUUUUUAUAAAAUAAUAGUAUCAAAUAAUACACAGAUUAAAAGGCUUUCAAAUAAUGAGAGUAAUCUUAGUAGUACAACACCAACAAUGUCAAGGUCACGAAGUAUAAAAAGAUUAAGUUCUUUUAGUAAUAAAAAUAAAAUGCUCAAAAUUGAAUUUCCUUCGAAUUAUAAAAUAAAACCCGAUAAACUGAAAUGGGAAAAGAAUCUGGACCACACUCAUUCGAAUUAUUUAAUGAAGGAGUUUAAGUCCUUUAGUAGCCAGGAGUUGACAACCCUUAUGUUCAGUGAAAAUGUGAAUAUGAUUAACAGGAGCAUAUUAUUUUUCAAGGAUUAUCUAAGCAACAGCUCAAAUCAGACAAUCUUAUUUUCGAAAUCUGGCUUUAUGGAUUUGCUGCUGAAAUGGGCAUUUUUCAUUUUGAAUGGAAAUCAAAACAACAAUGAGCUUUUAUGUGCCUCCAUAAAUCUUAUUAGAAUUAUCUUAAAAACAAUUGAAGACAAUUAUUCUGUCUUAAAUGAGCAAACCUUAAUCAUUUUGGUAAAUUUUACGUUUGAUAAAAUUAACAGCACUGCCACUUCCUCGGAGAUAAGAAAGAAACUGAGAGAGAUACUUAUUUGCUUGUGUUAUAUUUCUGACCAUAAGGUGUAUUUUGCACUUCUCUUAAAAAACCUAUCCUCGUGUAGUCAAAAGAGGAUAUGCAGUUCGUUGGACAUCAUAUUGAAACUCAUAAUAUUGUACAAGGAAAAAUGUCUGAACAUUGAAAAGGACAUAAUGAAGAUUCUGCAAGUGUUUACAGUGCAUAGCAAAAACAAGAAUGUAACGGUUUACUGUUUGAAAAUUUUUGCCAACAUUCAGUAUUUUUGCCCCAACUUUUAUAAGUGCAUAGACAAUGAUGAUAUUUCGUAUUAUCUUAAAAGUAAGGUAGACGAAUUUAUCGAAAAAUGUCCUGACACUAAAAUUACUUUUAAGGAUGGUGAAGAUGAUGAAAACAAUAGCUCCUACCAAAGCGAGAAUUCCGAAGGGAAUUCAAAAAAUGAUGGGAACAGCGAGCUACUGAAUUAUAUGAAAAACAACGCGAGCCAGAGGAAUGCCAUAAAAAAGGAGGUGGAGGGACAUGUGAGCGAAUUUCAUAAAAAUGUGGAAGAAAUAAUGGAAAUAAAAAAGAAUAUAGAAGAAAUUGAAAUUCAUAAGAUAAAUGAAGAUUAUAUAAAUAAUCAAAUAUCAUACACGAGCAUUUCAAAUAAUUUAAAUUUUACCAUUGAAGGUAAUAAUUAUUCGAAAACUAAGGAACUCUUUCAUAUAAUAGAGUCAAAAAAUAAUGAAAAAGUGGAAGGGACUAAUGCUUACGACAACUCAAUUAUAUAUUUUCGUUUUAUAUAUUUUGCGUCCUUUUUAUAUUCCAACGAUGUGGAAACUAUUUCGAAGGUGUGCAAAUUAAUCGUGGACAACAUAGUCCAGAUAGGUAAGAGGAGUAAAAAUGGGAAUUUUAUACUAAGGGAUAGCGGAAAUUACAUUUUUAGAAAUUUUAACUUGUUUAUUAUUCUUAUGAAAGGAGCAAAUUAUGCAUUAAGGUUUUUAUUUCAAAAAAGUUUUGGAAAAGAUUUACAUUCUUCAUUUAUUCAUUUUAAUGCAAUUUUAAGUGCAGUACUAUUGGUUGAUAUAUUAAUGAAAAAGAAGAGUUGCAUUGCAAAACUGUCCUUUGAUCAUUUCUCAUUUUUCUUUAUUAAUACUAUUGUUUGUUUGAGUAUAUAUACAAAAGUUAUUCAUACAAAUAAAUAUAUUUAUCUUUUUAAGAAUGGUGAUAUUGCUAGAAGCUUAGUUACAAGUAUAUUAAAUAAUUUGUUAGGUCGCGAAUUCUUAACUAGCCAUUCAAAACUUUUAGAAUAUGUUUGUAGUGCAUCCUUUAGCUUAGGUUUUGAUAUAAUGAAAAAUAACAAAAUUUUAAUAGAUGAUAUAAGUGAUACGAGUGAAUUUUAUAUUUAUAUAAACACUUACAUAAAAAUUUUAAAUAAAAUAUACAAAAAAAUUAUGAACAAAAUAUAUGAAGAAAAUAAGGUAGAAAAUAAUUUUGUCUAUAGAAUUGUGCACAUACUUUUUAUGAAUCUCAACAAGUAUGACAUUUGCCUUUUUAAGAUGGAAAAUGAUAAGAACAGGAAGAGGAAAAUGGAUGUUGACAAUGAGGAAAAGGUUAUCCUCAGAGGAAACAGCGGUGCUCUAUACAACAAGAAGGUGUGCAAAGGGAGGAGAAGCGGAAAAAGUAACGAUAAAGGCAGCGGAAAGAACGAUGGAACUAUAAAUGAGGACCCUGAGGAGCAUCCGUGUGACUAUUCAGACUGCUCUAUUUUUGACUGCCAAGCGACUUACUACGAAAAUUUAGGAUCACAUGAUGGUGUUAGCAACAACAACGAUGGUGGAAAUAGUUAUAGAGGUAGUAACAAAGAUAUUAUAAAAGAUGCGCAUAGUGCAAAUAACGAAGGUACCACAAAUGAUGCAUAUAGUACAGGUGAUAAAGGGUGUACCCUUAACAACAGUGACAGCCGGUGCUUGGGUACGUUAGGAAAGGGGGAUUACGAAGGAAUGAAGAGAGAUAUUUCUAUCAGAAAAAAAGACAUAUAUGUAUAUUCAAAGGAAGAAUUAGAAAAGAUUCAAAACAACCGAAUAGAUUUUAUGAACAAGUAUUUAUUUUUCAUUCAGCUGAUAUUUUAUGGUAUUAAAAAAAAUAAUCCCUUAAUUUUAUUAGCUUAUAUAAAUCAUGAAAUUAUAGAUAGUUAUAAUAAUAACUUGAAAUAUUAUUUUAAGAAAAUGGAGUUGUUAUUAAACAAGGAUUUAGGAAAUUGUGUUUCAUCUAUUAAUAUAAAUAAUUGUACAGACAUUUAUUCUUUAGAUUUUUCUUUUGAACAUUUUUUAAAUGAGCAUAAUCAUCUUAAGGAAUCCAAAUUAUCUAUUUUCAAUUCGUAUAAAAAUGUGUUUAGUCAAUAUACAAAUUUUGACUCAGAAAUUAUAUACAACAAUUUCGAUCUAUCCAUAGAUGAUGUCAUAUUAAAAAAAAGAGAAUUUUUAGAAUCCUUGAAAAUGAUAAACAUAAAUGAAUUGUCAUUUGAUCACAACAAAUAUGAACAUCUUAAACAAACCAUUAUAGAAUAUAUUAACGAACUAGAAAAUACACAAGUGUUAGAAGAGAUUCAGAAUGUUGACGUAGUAUCUGAUUAUAAUUUUCUGUGUACUAUGUAUAGAAUUCCUAAAGGUACUGAUAAGGACACGAACCAGAUGAGUAGUAAUGAUAAACAGGAAAAUGCUAUUCCGAAUAACGGUCGGAGUAAUAAUCGCCCAGAAGAGGAAAAUAACUUGAGGGAAGGUGCACAAGAUGGUCAACAUAACGAACGGAACGAGAACAAAGUGGAGGACAGAGGAGGUGAUAUUGGUAGAAGUGGUAGGCGGAGUAACGUGGGAAAUGACAAAGGCAGAGGUAGCCAUGAAAAGGACGAUGAAAAUGAUACUACAGUUAAUCAUUUGAAAAAUUCAAAAGAAUUGGAGGACACAGCGAAAAGGUUUAGUGCACACAUACUGGAAGAGGCAAACAUUGAAGAGGGAAAUGCAUCCAUCAACUCAAGUGGAAGUGUAACCAGAGUGGAAGUAGACAGUAAAGAGAAAGAAGAAAACAAAGAAAUGGAGGAACACAAAGAAGGGGAGGAACAAAAAGAGCUCACAUUCAUUAGCCAUAGCAUAUAUCUAAGAAAUGAGACCAUCGAAAAUGUAGACAUGAAUACACUACGCGAUAAGUACAACUCGCCGAAUAAUUUCUCGUCCUCUAUUAUAACGGAAAAGGUGGAAACAAAGGACAGGAAUAGGAGCAAUAACAAAACAGACAGCAGUCAUUAUAGUACUGAGAAAACUCUAAUUCAAGAAAAUAAUGUUCUCUCUCGAAAUAUGCAAUCAAGUAAGCCACGUAACUCCAUGUAUGAAAAAAUGGACCAGUUGAACAUUUUUAAUUAUAACAAAUUUUGUAAGAGUAAUGAGAGGGAAAGUGAGAAAAAUGGGACAAAUAACCAAGAGGGAGAAAUUGGUCAAGCUGGUAUAGUAAGCCAGUAUGAUCAGCUUAGUCAGACGGAUCAGGCUAAUCAAGCUGGUAUAGGAAGUCAGUAUGGUCAGACUGGUCUGAGUAGUCAAACUGGUAUAGUGAGCGAAUGUGAUCGAGUUAGCCAAAUUAACGAUCAAAUCCAAAGCAGGCACCCCUAUGACAGGAAAACGAAGGACGAAAAAGAAAAAAAUACAAGCAACGACAAUUUUAACAAAAACAAAAGUUACAACCAUGAAAAUAUUCGUAAUAAGGAUCAUUCAAAAAAAAUGAAAUCAGAAAAUCAUAUUAAAAUUUUUGAAGACGAGAAAAAUAAAAAUAGAAAUCACUCUGACGGAAGAACAGAUUACAGUUAUAAGGAAAAAAAAUUACAAGAAAUACAACAAGUGCAUAAAAUGCGAAGUGAAUAUAAUUACCUGACCUGUUCAGAAAUAAAAAAAAAAACACAUUUACUGAAUGAUGAACAAAAAAAGGAAAAAAAUAAUUCAGAAUUAAUAUGUAAAAAUGGGGAAAGUGGUUCAAAAAGCAAUAUGCUAUCAUAUAGAGAUGAGACGGAAAAUAAAUCCAUUUAUGCGUUUAGGCGAGAAAAAUCGAAUGAUGGGAAAUUCAGACAUGAUCAUGACAAGAACAGAAGUAUGAUGAAAAAUGCUUCCACGAGUAACGCUAUUAACAGCACUGUUAAUAACAAUACUGAACCUUUCUCGAGAAGCAAAACGAAUGUGAAAUACUUGAUAAAUAAAUAUAAAAAUCAAAAAGAACCAUCUCAGUCGUUCAACUUAAAAACUUGUCCAAUUUUCUCGCAGAAGAAGGAUUCAUAUAGUAUACAAAAUAUGAGCAGUAACAACAGCAGUAAUAAUAAUGACGCAAACAAAACUAUUAUGCAUAAAUUACAUAACAAAUUGCCUUUUCAAAUAGAAAAAAAAAAAAAUUAUGUAUACGAAAGAAGUAUCAGUUCAAUCAGUUCAAUUUCUGACAUGAAGACAAAAACAGAUAGGCACAAUUUAAUUCCUAAUUCUUCUCCUGACCAUGUAAUAAAUAGUUCUUUAUCCAAAAGAAAUUUUUCAAAUAACUGUUUUCACAACAAAAAUGAUAAGAAAUUUUUUAUUUAUAGCACUAAUAGUAAUAGCUCAAACAACGUUACUUAUAACAGUAAAAAUGAUGCAAAAAGUAGUACAACAUUGUCCAGCUGUUCUACGAAACGAAAAAAUCAAGUUGGUAUUUCAAUUCCAUUAAAAAAAAGUAUAUUAUAA